AUGAACCACACUGUCCACACCGUCUUCACUCCCACCAACACCGACCGUCCCCUCAGCUACGAGAUGAUCACGGAAGAGCAUGAGGUGGCUGCACUAGAGGCGCUACAUAGCCCGGCUCCCCUGACAUCCACCGUGAGCCACAUCUGCAGUGAGACCUCCACGUCCGACCACGUCAUCGGGUCCCCAUUCAACACCCUCUUCAUGAACUCCCGCUGCCUGGACUUCAGAGCGUUCACCUACUCCGUGAAGUCUAGGGACAGUAAGAUGGUUGGCGACCUGACCAGGGCCCAGGCCUAUGCCUCCACCGCCAAGUACCUGAACAUCUGGGCUCUGAUUUUGGGCAUCAUCAUGGCCAUUCUGCUGAUCAUCAUCCCAGUAUUGAUCUUGCAAGUCUGUGGACAGAUCAAGAGGCAUCAUCCCGGUCGGGAGCUCUGCCCACACUCGGACUCAAUUAGGGUCGCAAAUGAUCCUUUUGGAAGCCAGGUGACUUCAGUCGUAGCUUCCAUCGCCCUAAGGCAGGACAGCCGAGUUACCAGCGAUGGGUCGGAGAGCACCACUCGAGUUUUGGAGGAUAGCCUGGGAGGGGUCAGAGCGCUGAGUCCCUGUAAAAGAAUUUCCUUCCAUUCUCCUCAUGGGAUGGACGGUCGGCGGCUGUAA
This is a messenger RNA of Saimiri boliviensis boliviensis (Bolivian squirrel monkey), 657 nucleotides long. The record is from RefSeq and is a predicted model, not a curated record. NCBI's taxonomy places the organism in Eukaryota, Metazoa, Chordata, Mammalia, Primates, Cebidae.